This is a messenger RNA of Suillus bovinus, 2667 nucleotides long. RefSeq lists its product as uncharacterized. NCBI's taxonomy places the organism in Eukaryota, Fungi, Basidiomycota, Agaricomycetes, Boletales, Suillaceae. Bases 1 to 2667 code for a protein of 888 amino acids. The transcript is spliced from 7 exons. The record is from RefSeq and is a predicted model, not a curated record.
AUGGAGAACCACGAUGCUGGCCACUCAUUUUCCCCACUUCACCGCUCACAGUCCAACUCUUUCGACUCUUUCAAGGCUGAUGAACAUAAUCCACCGGCACCAAAAAGUCAGCAUGUGACGGUCGAGGAUGUUGCUGACAAAGGUGAGGUAGUGGAAGGUGGUGGGCACUAUUUCAAGCAAUGUUCUGAUGGUGGAUGGGCACUGCGGGAAGGGGAAACUGAAUUUGAAAGGUACCAGAAGUACAAGGAAGGCAUGGGUGAGGACAAGUGGGCUCCAUUUUCUGCCAGGGAAGAGUGGGGUCUCGCCGAGUGGCUUGUAAAAAGCCUUGGACAGACUCGAACCAAUGAAUUUCUAAAGUUACCGAUCACACGAAACCGAAUGCAACCUUCAUUCCACAACAACCGAUCAUUCCUCAAGAAGGUUGAUGAACUCCCACAUGGAGCCGCCUGGAGCUGUAAGAAGAUUAGUGUUCAGGGAAAUAGAACAGACGAAAAAGGUGAACCGUUGCACGAAGAUGUUGAACUGUGGAUGCGCAAUCCCGUAGAGUGCAUCAAAGACUUGAUCAGAAAUCCUUUGUUCAAGGAUCAAAUGGUGUACACACCUGCUCGCACAUACACAGACUCUGCAGGACUCCACCGAGUGAUAGACGAUAUGUGGACUGCAGAUUGGUGGUGUGACAUGCAAAAAAAGGUGCCGGAAGGAGCAACCAUCGCGCCAAUUAUUCUUGCAACAGACAAAACGAGUCUGUCGCAAUUCCGAAAUGACAAAAUGGCAUAUCCUGUGUACCUCUCUAUUGGAAACAUUGCUAAAGAAAAACAGCGGCAAACGUCAGCACGAGCGACAGUCCUGAUUGGUUACCUACCUUCAGGAAAGCUUGACUGCUUUACACCUGAUGAACGCUCCCUUGCCAACUACCAACUAUUCCAUCAUUGCAUGUCCCUCCUCCUUCAACCCCUUGUUGCUGCAGGUGAAGACGGCGUUGAAAUGGUGUGCGCUGAUUCGUUGAUCCGUCCAGUGUAUCCGAUCCUUGCCACGUAUGUAGCAGACUUUCCAGAGCAGUGUCUGGUUGCAUGUUGCAAGGAAAACUGCUGUCCAAAAUGUGUAGUUGUGGCGGAUGAAAGAGGCGAUCUACUGGAUUCGCCGAUGCGGGAUCCUGCAGUGAUAAAGGGGAUAUUAGAGAAGCAAAAGACUGGUCACCAUCCUGCUGAAUUUGAGGAAUUUGGACUACGCACCGUCUAUGCUCUGUUUUGGGCUAAUCUCCCCCACUCUAACAUCUUCCUGGCCUUUACACCCGACCUCCUACACCAACUCCACAAAGGCAUCUUCAAGGACCAUUUAGUUAAGUGGUGCCUUGAUAUUGUUGGCAAAGAAGAAAUGGACGCAUGGUUCAAAGCGAUGCCUGAUUAUCCCAGUCUUCGGCAUUUCAAGAAGGGAAUAUCUACAGUAAAGCAGUGGAUGGGGACAGAACACAAAGAGAUGCAGCGUGUAUUUGUUGGGCUACUUGCUGGCGCUGUCCCUAGCCAAGUGUUAGUAGUUGCGCGAGCAAUUCUAGAUUUUUUGUACUAUGCUCAGCUUCGAGUUCACUCAACUGAAUCCCUCAAUGGCCUGGAAAGCGCUCUGGCGAUAUUUCACGCCAACAAGGACGUCCUGCAGCAACUCGAUAUUCGCAAGCAUUUUAAUAUUCCCAAAUUACAUCAGCUCUCUCACUAUGUUCAGUCUAUCCUAUUGUUUGGCGCUACAGACGGCUUUAACAGCGAACUUCCUGAACGAUUGCACAUCGACUUUGCCAAAGAAGCGUAUCACGCCAGUAACAAGCGUGACUAUGAAGAACAAAUGGCCUUAUGGCUCCAGUGCCAGGAGGCAGUCUUCCUGUGUGGUUCCUACCUCAACUGGCUGUUGGAACAGUCUCAGUCAGCACCAACCAAUUUCACUUGUGACCACGGAUAUGACUCGGACUCGGACUCAGAGAUGGAAGGGCCAGACGCUGUCCCUGUCAAUACACUUCCCAUCCUCCCUGAGCAACGAACGGUCCACUUUCUCGCUAAGACACCUGCAUACCCUCAGUGUUUGGUUCAGCACCUCAUCACUGCACAUGGUGCAUCCAUGUUCCUCCCAGCCCUUAAGUUGUUUCUGCACAACCACAUGCCACACACUAUCAUUACCCCUGGUCUGCAAGACCAUUUUGACAUUUUUCGACAGGUAGUAAUCACUGCUCCACCUAAUCCACUCAUCAGUGAGUCACCGAGGCAGUGGCGUGUUAGAGCCACGCCUGAAGUGCUUCCUGGAUGUGGACGCAAGCCUGGAUCUUCCACUAAGUUUGAUAUGGCCCUGACAAGCAAUGGCAUUCAGCCACGCACUUUAGAAGUGGGACAGGUUCACAUUAUUUUCACUCUGCCGCCCUUGGCUUACAUUGAGUGGUUCACACCACUCAGGGAGCCGGACCGCUCAUCUGGCCUGCACCAAUUGUCAUGUUCGACUUGUCGGCUGCACCGGAAUGCAGCGGUGAUACAUGUCGACAAAAUCACUCGUCCUUGCCAUCUUAUUCCAAAGAUGGGACAAGCUGUUGACCGUAAAUGGACUAGCGCAAAUGUCUAUGAGUCCACAAGUGAUUUUUACUUAAAUACCUUUAUUGACCUUGAUACAUUCUGCAUGUCUGCUAUUGAUUAG